AUGCCACCCCGCAUGCUCGCGGCUAUCUUUCGCGGCACCACAGACAAGCAAAAGGGGGGCAAGCGGAGCUCCGAUCGUACGUCGACGGCUCUUUGGCAGCCCAAGAUCAAGCCCAAGAUCAAGCCCAAGGAAGACAAACAAGAUGGUCUUCAUCUUGCAUGUCCAUACACCAAGUGCGACGAUGCUACGCAAGAGCAGUUAUUCAGGUGUCGCGCUAAGGCCUUUCCUGAUACUCACAGACUCAACAUUUAUAUAGCGUCCAUCGCCAAAAACCACACUGCACACGCUGCGGCGAAAUCUUUGCCUCAAAGGUCGGCUUGGAAGCCCACUCUCGCUUGA
This is a messenger RNA of Colletotrichum aenigma, 339 nucleotides long. RefSeq lists its product as uncharacterized. The coding region runs from base 1 to 339 and encodes 112 amino acids. The transcript has 2 exons. The record is from RefSeq and is a predicted model, not a curated record. Lineage: Eukaryota; Fungi; Ascomycota; Sordariomycetes; Glomerellales; Glomerellaceae.